Molecule: messenger RNA, 2079 nt
Organism: Brienomyrus brachyistius
Lineage: Eukaryota; Metazoa; Chordata; Actinopteri; Osteoglossiformes; Mormyridae
Product: ubiquitin-like protein 3
Exons: 6
Coding region: 89-556 (155 amino acids)
Molecular function (GO): protein binding
Source: RefSeq, a predicted model, not a curated record
AUCUUUGCUUAGGACAGGGUGACAGAGUAGGCGGAAAGCGGAAUCUUAAAAUAGAUUAUGAAAUACUGCUUAAGGGGUUGACAGAUAGAUGUGUGGACAACCAGAGCGGCACGCAGUAAGCAGAGAUUUCAUACGGCAUAAAGGAAUAAACUCUGGCAGUUAUCUACGGAAAAGGUCGCUCACCAAAGAACAACACAGAAAUAUGACAACUACCAAUCCGGCAGAUACGAUAACCUUGAAGCUCAUCUUAGUGAGUGGUAAGACAAAAGAGUUCCCCUUCUCACCCAGCAACUCUGCAGCGGAUAUUGCCAAGCAUGUGUACAACCACUGGCCAAUGGACUGGGAAGAGGAACAAGUCAGCAGUCCAAAUAUACUGAGGCUCAUCUACCAGGGGAGGUUUCUGCAUGGAAAUGUAACACUGGGAGCAUUAAAACUACCCCUUGGCAAGAUAACAGUGAUGCAUCUAGUGGCCAGAGAGACGCUACCAGAGCCAAACUCCCAAGGUCAAAGGAAUCGUGAGAAGACUAGAGAAAGCAACUGCUGUGUAAUCCUGUGAACAUUCCCAGCCUCGUCUGCCACCUGGGGUGGAACACAGUCUGUCUUUCAUGCUGCUGAAGUAGAUGCCUGGGAGGCCCUGGAGAGUGCACGAAAAUAAUUUUGCUGGGGGCAACGGGAGAAAUCAGGGAGGUGAAUGAGAUGUGGUUAAUUUCAGAUUUGUGUUUCAGACUGUAGUCUCCCUCCUCAUCCAUUCAUUCUUGAAGGACAAACAGAUGCAUUCAAGUAUUCAGACUGACUCUGGUGGUCCAGUUCGGCUGCCCAUGGCAGAGAUUCACUUCCUCUGUUCUGUAACAUUUACAGUACCCAGCUGCUCCUAGCUCCACCUAGAGACAGUUCUGAAGACUGACACCUCACCCACAGGGAGCAGUGGUGCAGACUAUGAAGUUGUAAAGGCUGAUUUAUACUUGAUUCAUACAGCGUGGAAUCUACUCCAUUGGCAGCCACGUACCCUGCGCCGUAGUAUGACGCUUCUAGUUACAUUUCUGUGGAGGUGCAGGUCAGGCUAAGGUAUAGGCUACAGCAUGAGCUAUCCGGCUAUGCCAUACCCUUGCCAUACUAACAGCAUAGGUUUUGCACAAAAGUAUAAAUCAGCAUUAAGGCUUAGCAUGCACCCAUAGGGAUGCAAUAUGAAGGGAUGCAGGUGGGUGUUAUACAUCCAGAACAUCAUUUGUGUGCACAAUUUAACCACUAAAAACACUAAACUUGUUAUUCAGGACUGUUUCAAACUAUGUGACUAAACUUUUAUUGUGCCUCUAGUCUGGAUUCAGUCUGCAAGGCAACUGACAAACAUGUAAGGCGUUUUUUUCGGGAAGAUGAGUUUCCUAUAUUUAUGUGUAAAUCACAGGAAAAUUGACAAACUGGAGUUAAUUUCCUAGCCUUAGAUUUUAUUAAAUCACUGGGUUCUUUUAUUAACCGACAAAGAGCAUCAACAUGUUAUUCUGUGAUUCUUUUUUUAUUUUUACUUGUCUUGGUAUUUGUCUUAACUUCUGUGUGUCAAUUUGCACAGCUGUGCAGAAGCAUGAAUUAUUUCAUAUAAAGUUGAAAAAAGGAUUUUGUUUUUAAUGUUUUCCUUUAAGAGUUAUUUUUUGGAAACUAGGGAUAUGUGUACAGUAUCUUUAAUGUUAAUGUUAUACAAAAAUAUGCUCAUACAUGGAUAUUACUUGGAUAUAGUGAUGUUCAGUGUAAUAUGGUCUAUAUAAUUACUAGUAGCAGUAUCAGAUGAUCCCAACUCUUGAUGACAAUGCUGUGUACCUUACAACUAAAUCCUAAUUCAAUUUAUAUGAAGUAUCUAAUCUGUAUUUUUCUUUACCUUAAAAUGGUCAGAAAACAUCUAAUAUUAUUAAUAGCACAUUUCUGUGGUUAUUGCUUUAAUAAAAUGCAAUAUAAUGCAGUAUUAGCUCUUUACAAAUAUUGUUCAUAUUGAUCAGUAUUCAGAAGAGUUUUUUGAUUGUAUAUAGCAUUGCAUUUUUCUUCAAAAUGAGUAGAAUAAAUCUUUAAACUAAAUAAAUAACAAUGAAUAAU